AGUCGAACUUGUUGCGAAAACACUGUUGUAUAAUGCAUAUUCAUGUGCCAUUCUGAUUAAAUUAUUUUACACAACAGCUAAAGUUUUACAAUUUAGAGUCGAUGCACAACAUCGACGAGAGUGUGGCGGACAAUCCACAUGACAGAGCCGAACAUGAUAAGGACGUGUUCAAAAAGGUGGUAAAGGCUCUGGUUGGUGAAGAGGCUGUGGAUAUUGAAAAUGUGAUACGACUGGGGAAGAAACAAGAAGGAUCAUCGUCAAAUGGCAGGACUAAACCAAGGUUGAUGUUAAUCACAGUCAAAGACAAAGAGCAAGUCAACAUGCUUAUCAAGCAAAGAACAAAGCUGAAAGAACGAGGAUUCCCCAAUGUCUAUUUGACUCAUGAUUUGACACCAGAAGAAAGAGAAGAGCAAAAGAAGCUCAGGAACGAGUUGGAAGAGAAAGGAAGAGAGGGUCAUGUUAUCUUUCGGGGGAAGGUCAUCCCCAGGUGGAGGCCCGGUGAUGGCGGCUGUCUGCCUGGAGAGCGGAUCGGACGCCGAUGCCUGGCGGCGUUUCCUAGACGAUGCGGUCCGCUUCCUCCAGAUGUACGCCCACCUGACCGACGCGUUUAUUCUGGACUUUUUCGUGGAAGAUCUGUGGAACAGCCUUCCGGAGCAGUGGCGGCCAAUUCUGGACUCGUGGUCGGCCGAGACACUGUCAUUUUUCAUCACCUUGGACCAGCCCGGAUGUGAUGUCAAUAGGUGCUGGCCGCCGGGGGAGCCGCCGCCGCUCUCCCUGCUGGCGUUCCGCGCCUCGUGCCGGGCGCUGUCGUUACCCCGCCGGCCAGUCGCCUCGCCCGCGCCCGUGGCCAAGUUCCUUGAGCGCUGCGCACCGGCCGACAGUCCCGCCGAGCCCCCAGCCGCCGAACAGUGGCCACAGGACGCGGCGGCGGAGCUGACACCUGGCGGCGGCCAGCUGAAGCAGCUGCAGCACGUGUUUCGCCGCCACGUGAAGCCCAAGAAGCAGCACGAGCUGCGGCGACUGGCGCGGCUCGUGGAGCUGACGGAGCCGCGACUCGUGGUCGACCUCGGCUCCGGCCGCGGCCACCUGUCGCGCUACCUGGCCUACGGCAGCCGCCUGCCCGUCGUCUGCCUCGAGUGUAACGACGAGUUUGUCGCAGGAGCCAGGAAGCUGGACGAAGAGCUGGAGAGAGUGGUAUCCAAACGGGAGGAGUACGUGCUACCGGCGCGGCCCCGCCACUCUACCUGUCGUAUCACGGAACAUAUGGACCAGCAGGCGUUCUCACAGACGCUCUGCUCCCUGACGGGCACCUCCACGGAUUCACUGCAGUUCACCCCGGUGGGCCUGCACACGUGCGGUGACCUGGCCGCCCUCCAGCUGCGGCAGUUUGUCCGGUCACCGCAGUGCGGCGCUGUCGUCUCGGUCGGCUGCUGCUACAUGAAACUGUCGACGCCGCCGGCGGACGGAGGGGCGAGCUCGACGUGGGUGGGGUACCCGCUCAGCAGACUGGUGGCGGAUACGGUCGACAGACACGGCUACGACAUGACCUACGAGGCGAGGGAGAUGUCGUGCCACGCCAUCGAGGAGUAUGCUGCGCGGCUGGCGGCGGGAGGCGAGCAGCACCUCAAGGUGCAUGCGUACCGGGCCGCGCUGGAGCGGGCACUGGUGCGCCACGACCCGCGGCUGAGGCAUAUCGGCCUGCGCAGUGUUAACAAGGCACACACCCUCACCUUCGCAGAGUACGUGUCCCGGGCCGUGUCCCGUCUCAGCGGCGCUACGGGGGACACCCAGGGACCGGUGUCGCCCUCUGCGCUGGACCUCAGCCACUCGGCGGCCGACCUGGCGCACUGGCGGCGAGUGGUGGUGUUCUACUCGCUGCGCCUGAUGCUGGCGCCCGUCAUCGAGACUGUGAUCCUGCUGGACCGUCAGAUGUACCUCUGGGAGCACGGACACCCUAGCAUAUUGGUAGCUGCCUUCGACCCCAAGAUGUCGCCUCGAAACUUCGUCCUCAUUGCCAAGAAGCGGUGACGACGGCGGAAGGCGUCCAAGGCUUGUUAGACAUAAACUUUGCUGCUCACCUGGCAUCAGAUGAUUGAAUAGUUCUUGGGAUGCAAAUAUAAUGUUCUUACAUAAUGAUAAAUGAAGCCCGGAACUGAAUCCGUGAUUGUAAUAUUCUUAUCGCAUCCGGCUGAUGUUUUUGUGAUCUCGUACAAACGCACAUUUGAAGCGUCUGUUUUUGGAUUCCGGGUACCUUUACAUUUGCUUUUGCAAUAAUAACUUUCAUUGAGCACGAUCUUCAAUGGCUUUGCAAGCGACAGGUUUAUACCAGACCUAAUUUAUUGUGCUUUGCCGCACGUUUUGCCGUCGUAGACCUCUAGAAUGUGGCCUCUAUGAGGCUUCGAUUCCAUAACUCUUUGCUCACUAGUAUUGAAAUGUGACUGAAGAUAUACAUAAAUAUGAUGACAAAAGG
Messenger RNA from Amphibalanus amphitrite, 2470 nucleotides. RefSeq names its product protein RRNAD1-like. The coding region runs from base 457 to 2028 and encodes 523 amino acids. The record is from RefSeq and is a predicted model, not a curated record. Lineage: Eukaryota; Metazoa; Arthropoda; Thecostraca; Balanomorpha; Balanidae. The transcript is spliced from 9 exons.